Molecule: messenger RNA, 429 nt
Organism: Paralichthys olivaceus (Japanese flounder)
Lineage: Eukaryota; Metazoa; Chordata; Actinopteri; Pleuronectiformes; Paralichthyidae
Source: RefSeq, a predicted model, not a curated record
GUUUAACUUUGAAGAGGAGACGCCGACAACAAACUUUGAUACGUUCCCAGCCGCCAUCCUCACUGUGUUCCAGAUUCUGACCGGCGAGGACUGGAACGCCGUCAUGUACCACGGGAUCGAGUCUCAGGGAGGCGUUCGGCGCGGCAUGUUCUCCUCCGUCUACUUCAUCGUCCUCACACUGUUUGGAAACUACACCCUCCUGAACGUCUUCUUGGCCAUCGCCGUCGACAACCUCGCCAACGCGCAGGAGCUGACGAAGGAUGAAGAGGAGCAGGAGGAGGCGGCCAAUAAGAAGCUCGCCCUGCAGAAAGCUCUGGAGGUGAAGGAGGUCAGCCCGAUGUCGGCAGCCAACAUCUCCAUCGCUGCUUUUGUAAAGCAAAAUCGAGAUGCACUCUCUCGCAGGUCGUCCAUCAACAGCAUUCAGUCACU